UCCCCGGCAUGGCCUCAUCAUCAACACCUAAAUAUAAUUCAAAUUCCUUGGAGAACACCUCAAGUAAACGGACUCUAAAAGAUGGAACUAACUGGGAGCAAAAUGAAGAAAUACCACGUCUGCCAGGAGAGACCAGGGUUACAGACAAGGAAGUUAUUUAUAUGUGUCCAUUUAAUGGCCCCGUUAAAGGAMGAGUGUACAUCACAAACUACAGGCUGUACCUAAGAAGUGUGGAAAAUGAUCCAGUAGUGAUAUUGGAUGUUCCUUUGGGUGUAAUUUCAAGGAUUGAAAAAAUGGGAGGAGCUUCAAGCAGAGGAGAGAACUCUUAUGGAUUAGAUAUAACCUGUAAAGAUAUGAGGAAUUUACGGUUUGCAUUAAARCAAGAAGGACACAGUAGAAGAGAUAUAUUUGAGCUCCUCACGAAACAUGCUUUUCCCCAGUCACAYAACUUGCUUUUUUUUGCCUUUGUAAAUGAAGAAAAGUUUUCUGCAAAUGGAUGGAUGGUGUACAACCCGAUGUCUGAAUACAGGAGACAGGGGCUGCCUAAUGACCGGUGGCGGGUGACAUUUAUUAACGAGCAUUAUGGGCUGUGUGACACGUACCCAUCGCUCCUGGUGGUGCCGUACAAUGCAACAGAUGAUGAUCUCAAGAAAGUUGCUGCCUUUAGGUCCCGAAAUAGAAUCCCGGUUCUCUCAUGGAUUCAUCCCGAGACCCAGGCUGUAAUCAUGCGCUGCAGUCAGCCCCUGGUUGGAAUGAGUGGCAAGAGGAAUAAAGAUGAUGAAAGAUACCUUGAUAUCAUCAGGGAGGCCAACGGGCAGAUCUCCAAAUUGACCAUCUAUGAUGCAAGGCCCAAUGUCAAUGCGGUUGCAAACAAGGCAACUGGGGGUGGAUAUGAAGGUGAAGAUGCAUAUCCYAAUGCAGAACUUUUCUUCUUGGAUAUUCAUAACAUUCAUGUCAUGAGGGAAUCUUUGAAGAAGCUGAAGGACAUUGUUUAUCCUAAUGUGGAAGAAUCACACUGGUUGUCAAGUCUGGAAUCAACCCAUUGGUUAGAACAUAUAAAGCUGGUGCUGACAGGAGCCAUUCAGGUGGCAGACAAGGUGUCCUCGGGGCGCAGCUCGGUGCUGGUUCACUGCAGCGACGGCUGGGAYCGCACGGCUCAGCUCACCUCCCUGGCCAUGCUCAUGCUCGACAGCUACUACAGAACCAUUGAGGGCUUUGAAGUUCUGGUGCAAAAGGAAUGGCUAAGCUUUGGACACAAGUUUGCAUCGAGAAUAGGCCAUGGUGAUAAAAAUCAUGCUGAUGCAGACAGAUCACCCAUCUUUCUCCAGUUUAUUGAUUGUGUGUGGCAGAUGUCUAAACAGUUUCCUACAGCCUUUGAAUUCAAUGAGCAGUUCCUGAUUACAAUCCUGGAUCACUUGUACAGCUGCCGGUUUGGCACUUUCUUGUAUAACAGCGAAUUUAUCAGAGAAAAAGAGAAAGUGACUGAGAAAACAUUAUCGUUAUGGUCUUUGAUAAACAGUGAAAAAUCUAAAUACACCAACCCUUUUUAUAGUAAAGAGCUAAACCGAGCACUCUAUCCAGUAGCCAGCAUGAGGCACUUAGAGCUCUGGGUCAAUUACUACAUCAGGUGGAACCCAAGGAUUCGGCAACAAGAAGUGAUGGCUGAUUUUGUUGAGUUAGGACUAAGAGUUUGUGGAAAGAUKAACUUUGGGGGAGACAACUGGAAGGCAGAGGAUGCUCAGCCAAACCCCGUGGAGCAGCGUUACAUGGAGCUCCUUGCAUUGCGUGAUGAUUAUAUCAGGAGAAUYGAAGAGCUACAGAUCACAAAUAAUUCUAAGAUAUCCAAUUCAUCAGCCUCAUCAACAUCUCCCUCACAAAUGAUGUCCCAAGUACAAACACAUUUUUGAAGAAAACGUUGGCUUCUUUCUAUACUGUAAUAGCAAGUGGUGCUUAACAUAGAUCUAUAGCAUAAAGAGGAAUAUUCUAAUGCCUUACAUUAGACUGUCCUAACACAAAUUAUUUUAGACUCUCUUCAUUUGGGGAGGACUUCAAAACAAAUAAACAAACCCAACUCUUCGAUUACGUGCCUUUCAGAACCUGUGGACUGGGAACAUUAUUAAUCAACUCAAUAGCUAUGGAGGGCUUUAAGAGUUAUUUUGGUAGAUCUGGUACAAUUGGAAUGAAAUUGAUUUUUGUUUUCAUAAGAAUGCUUUAAUUUAUUUUAUUGUAGAUCAUGUUCCUAUAAGGAAAUUCAUGCUCAGUCUUACAUGUCAUGAAUAAACACAUUAAUGGCAAUAGGAAUAUUCACACUGUAUAAAAUUAGGUAUGUGUAUUCCUGUUAGGAAUACAUUUGUGGAGUUCAUGAGAGGAAAAUAAAUUCUAUUCUAAGAUUUCAGAGAGAAGUGUUGGAAUUUUCUGGUUACCCAAGAAUUCCAGAUUUUCCUUUUUUGAAAUAAACAGAAAUAUGGAAGGCAUUUAACUGAUAUGCUUCUAAAUAAAAAAUUGAAAUAGCUCAGUAGAUACCAAAAAAAAAUUUUCUUGUAAAUUGAUUUUAUUUUUUUAAAAGAACAAAUGAUAAUUGUACUGGAUUCUGAGAAGUUCUGUUUGGGCUAGCUGUUCAGCACUAAAGUAUAGUACAAAUUAUCACUGUGGACAGUAUUGGUUCUUUGGAUUAGUACAGAAUAAAAUGUUUCUAAAGAAAGUUUAAAUAAUUAAAAACGGAACCACAGAGACAUUGCUUAAAUAUCCAGCAAUAGCCAUAGUAUUAAAGCUUGUUUGUCUUCUAAAAGUAAAUGUGCCUGUUUAAAGGAGCUUUUAUACCAAAGUAGGCAAAAAUUGUCAGUUAUAAAUAAUUUUGAAAACUUGUACAUUUAUACUUUACUGUUUAAUUUAACUUUUGUUCAUCAAAUUUAUUCUUAAGUAUUUAAGGGGCUUCGGUAUCCAAAAUUUGCAUAUAGURUGUGCACUUAUAUUGAACAGUCAAGUGAGCUCUAGUUUCAAGCCUGCCUUUCAGAGGCUUUUUGUAAAUGUUUAAUUUGUUCCUUUCAGGUAUUUUUUAAAUAGUUGCAAGCAUUUCUUAUGACAGCACAGACUUUGCUCUUGAUAUUUAAUUAAAAUUUUGCAUAUUCUUAGAAGUUUAAUGAUAUUCAGGCAAUCCAGGAAACACUGCAAUUCAGAAUCUAGAGGAUUCUAAUAUUGUUAUUUUAAAGGAGAUAUUUUAAUGCUUGAGGAGUAUGUCAUUGUAAAUUAUUGUACAUGUGGUGAGUUUUGAUCUGCAAGAUAUUAUAGGAUUAUAUAUAAAUUAAGUUUUGUGUAAGUAUAUAUAAUAUAGUUUAUUAGAAAUUCUGCAACUUUAUAAAAUGUAAAUAUUUUGCAUAUGAAAACUAAAUUUAAAGCUAUAGUUCCAUAAAAUAAGUCAAAGUUUAGAGGACACUGAGUAUUUUUAAAACAGUAUUUUUUCAAAGGAAUAAAAGUAUACUGUCUCUGGAUUUAAUUCAGUAUAUGCACUGAGUUGCACUGUGUUUUCAGGGAAGUUCAGAGCAUACAGCAUGUGUGUUCUAAAUACACAGAAUUGUAUGAUUUUUGUCCUCUAAAUUUCUUUCUCCCAUCUAUGCUCUCCAGUAUGUGUAUMCAAAAUAACAACGUUGUCCCCAUAUCUUKACUUGUUAAGGUAAAUAAGAUUCAYUAUAUCAGAUAAAUGAAGAAGGAAACUCAGUUGUUCAUGAUGUGCUUUACAUUUUGAAAGCUAUGCAUACUCUGGUAUAUUUGCCUUCUACUUACUUGUGGUUUAUUAAAAGAAAGCUAUUUUUAUUAGAAUAUUUAAAGUUUCUGUAUUUGAGUUUAUCAUAUUGGUGACAUCUCUGAGCGGUGUGAAAAAGUUCUGAAAAUAUUAUAGUUUUUACUGUGUAAACACUACAUGAUAACCUAUUGCAUUUGGGAAAGUGUAAUAUAAUGGAAAGGAUYUUUUUGCACUUACUUCAUUACAUAUUACAUUGUUCAUAUUACUGUUCAGCUGAAUUUGUCUUUGAAGCUCUCUAACCUGGCUCURUGCGGGCUUGGAGUUUUUCAAGUCACCAGAUAAGAUGCGUGUUUUAAUUCUCUUUUUACAUGUUAGACCAACAUAAGGGUGGUUUUAAUCCARUGUUCUGGAAAAUACUACUUGUGAAUGUAGACAUACAAAUUUAUCAAUGCUAACAGAACAUCUCCUUCCCCCAUAACUGGGUGCUCCAGGCUAUCAUUCUGCACAGAUGUCCUGUCCUCUGUGCACACUGCAGCCUMUUCCCUGCCCGGAGCACACCUGGGGAAGCUUCUAAGGUGGUGAAGAAGAGCGUUACAGGCGCUGAGUGCCUUUUUUAGGAGGGGUGAAAAAGCAGAGCUGGGAUGUCARCAUUCCCAGCAAUGAAUGCCCAGUAUCCCAUAAGAAAUGUCAGUCUUGGAAUGCUAGUUUAGGUGUUUUGUAUACUUCCUUCCAUGGACCUGAGGAGAUAACUUCGUUUUUGUGCUGGGCUUCAGUUACUUAUUUAGAAAAGUUAUUUGUUGAAUGCCUUCUUUAUUUGUUCAUGCCUUACCCUUCCCCCCAGCAUUACUGUUACGGCUGUACCCAAGACAUGACUUGUGUGCUACUCCCUUCUGAUGUAUUUUUAACYUCUGCCUUGAGUUCAGGUGUUGUCUCGCAGCGACCAUUCUAUCACGCAUGAAAAUUCAUGAUCUGUAACAGCGCAGGAUCUCCUCAGUACCACAGCUUCCUCACUAACCGUGUCGGCCGCUCUCCAUGGAUACCGCGGGACUGCUCUGGAGCCAGGACCUGUGUGUCAGGCGGCGUUGGGGUGGGGCAAGAGCCGUGAACAUUAUCCGUYUGCCGUGUACGUGCGGGGAGGGGAAAAUAAAGAUGUCAGUGCUGAAGUCUCUGCCUCCACCA
Molecule: messenger RNA, 4918 nt
Organism: Malurus melanocephalus (red-backed fairy wren)
Lineage: Eukaryota; Metazoa; Chordata; Aves; Passeriformes; Maluridae
Gene: MTM1
Product: myotubularin 1
Biological process (GO): muscle cell cellular homeostasis; negative regulation of autophagosome assembly; mitochondrion distribution
Cellular component (GO): plasma membrane
Molecular function (GO): phosphatidylinositol-3,5-bisphosphate 3-phosphatase activity
Source: RefSeq, a predicted model, not a curated record